Molecule: messenger RNA, 1721 nt
Organism: Solanum dulcamara
Lineage: Eukaryota; Viridiplantae; Streptophyta; Magnoliopsida; Solanales; Solanaceae
Product: F-box protein At5g46170-like
Exons: 2
Coding region: 204-1304 (366 amino acids)
Molecular function (GO): protein binding
Source: RefSeq, a predicted model, not a curated record
GUAUGAAAAGUCCCACAGAGAGACAGAAGAGACCCACACAGUUGCACAUCUCAAAAAUCUGUCACAAAUCACACUUACACAGACUGUAUGGAUAUGAGUGGUAUAUACAAGGACCGCAUUUCUUCUCUCCUUUGUCUUCUCCGUUAGAUCCAUAAACUCCUUUCCUCCCUCCCUUCUGUUUGAGGUCAGAUCUGAGUAGAAACAUGAUCUACCCAGAACCCAUUGACCACUUCGAUCGAUUACCCGACUCAAUUCUCCUAUUCAUCUUAAACAACAUUGGAGAUGUCAAGGCUUUGGGUCGUUGCUCUCUCGUUUCAAGAAGGUUCCAUUCCUUAGUUCCUCAAGUUGACAACGUUCUUGUUCGCGUCGAUUGUGUUAUAUCCGAUGAUGAUUCUUCUUCUACCUCUUCUUCUUCUUCUUCUUCUGAUAAGUCCAGGCACCCCAUCUCCUCCCUUUUUCGUCUCGUCUUCUCUGGUCUUCUCAAACCCUUUCAAUCUAUCACUCAAUUCAUCUCCAUUUCACCUCGACGUGCUUCUUCUUCUUCCUCAGAUGUCGUUGAUGGUGAUGAUUUUGAUAAGAACUCCGUGACCCAUCACUCCCCUACUCAAGUUCUUAAGAAUUUUAACGAGAUUAAGUUUCUUAGAAUUGAAUUGCCUAGUGGUGAGCUCGGGAUAGACGAGGGUGUGUUGUUGAAAUGGAGAGCUGAUUUUGGAUCAACCCUCGAUAGUUGUAUUAUACUUGGUGCCUCUUCAGUGAUUCAACCUGUAACUAGUACCGCUGCUUGUAGUCUUCCGAUCAUUGAUGGAAUUGGAGAAAACGAUAAUGGGAGCAUACCCGAUUCGUUUUACACGAAUGGGGGAUUGAAGCUGCGGGUGGUGUGGACUAUUAGUUCCUUAAUUGCAGCUUCCGCAAGGCACUAUCUGCUGCAGCCCAUAAUCGCGGAGCACAAAACUCUGGAUAGUUUGGUUUUGGCAGAUGCAGAUGGGCAAGGAGUGCUGUGUAUGAACAAAGAGCAACUGGAGGAGCUGAGAGUGAAGCCUCUCUCAGCUUCAUCGGCCUCCAAAAGGACUUUGGUUCCGGCACUCAAUAUGCGGUUGUGGUAUGCCGCACAUUUAGAAUUACCUGAUGGUACAGUGAUCAAAGGAGCAACUUUGGUGGCAAUUAGGCCGAGUGAGCAGCCCAAGAAAGAGGUAGUUGGGGCAGAUGGGAAUUGGGUGGCAGCUGCAUUUAAGGAGCCUUAUGGGACAGCUGCUAGGAUGUUGGUGAAAAGAAGGACUUACUGUCUGGAGAUGAACUCAUUUUGACUAUGGAAUUAAUGCUGUUUGGAUAGCUUCGUGGAUGCAUUUCUGAGGGAAGAAGUUGGAUCAAACUAAUACUUGAAAGCAGAGGAAAAGGCUAAAAGCACGAUUCUAGUAUGAGCUAUGCUAGCUUACCCUGAAUUAAGGCAGCAUUGCUUCUGGAGAUAAAAUACGAUGCAGUCAUUGAUGAGCUUUGGAUCAGCCAGUGUCACUUUGGAAAGAUGGAGGAUAGGCAUCUGUUUUUGUUAUAAUUUUGAGCGUGUGCUUCUAUGAGUGCACAAAUUGCCUCUGGAAGAUGUUAUGAGAGCUUUGUGCCUUUGACUUUGUAGCCACACUCAUUUGAUAGUUACCCUCUCUGUGAAUAUUGUAGUUAUGCAUAAUGUUAUGUGAUGUCGUGUACCUUAAGGUUCAUGAAUAACCAAA